This is a messenger RNA of Priapulus caudatus, 583 nucleotides long. Its product is annotated as ATP synthase-coupling factor 6, mitochondrial-like. Gene Ontology annotation, biological process: proton motive force-driven ATP synthesis. Gene Ontology annotation, molecular function: proton transmembrane transporter activity. The transcript has 4 exons. The record is from RefSeq and is a predicted model, not a curated record. Bases 65 to 403 code for a protein of 112 amino acids. Lineage: Eukaryota; Metazoa; Priapulida; Priapulimorpha; Priapulimorphida; Priapulidae.
CCGACACCUAGUGGUGAUCUUUAGAACCCACAGACCUGAGACCUGCCACAAGUGAAGUCAAAAGAUGUUGGCUAGAAUGUCAUUAUCCCACUUACGCCGGUUGGUAGCGACAUGUGGCAGGCGGAAUAUUGGUUUCACUGCGAUAGCAGCACAGAAAACUGCCAAGCUUGAUCCUAUUCAGCAAUUGUUUGUCGACAAAAUACAUGAAUACGACACAAAAAGCAAGACUGCAGGUGGAGGGCUAGUCGACCCUUCUCCAGAAAUCGGGAAGGAAAUGCACGAUGAACAGGAGAAAAUUAAGAGGCAGUACUCUGAUGGCAAAGAAGUGAACCUAUCUGAUUUCCCCUCUUUUCAAUUCACAGAGCCAUCUGUGGAUCCUAUAAACAUGGAUGGGAAGAAGUGAGACCAAUAAACAACUAGGACAAAUUUCCUGAACUUGUACUUGAUACAAGUUCGUCUAUAGCAUCAGUAGCAUCUAUACAACUGAAAUAAUUUAUACAUAGCGAGUUUAAUUUCUCUUUAUGAAUAGUCGUGUUUGUUAAUUGUUACAGUUACUUAAUUAAAAUGGAUAGUUUCAUUGUUA